ACAGCGUGUUGCAUCUGGGGCUGGGCGUGCAUUGCAUCGUGCUUUGAAUAGAUGUGCUGCAUGCUAUGAGGAGUUGGGCGUGCAUUGCAUCGUGCUCUUAAUGCGCAUGCAACAUGCAUGCUAGGAGUGCAUUAAACUAUGCAUGCAGUUUUGCAGCUGUGUGUGCAGUGCACGUUGUGUGCACGUUACGAUCUGUACAUAUGCAUACAGCAUGGUGCAUCUCGGCUGGGCUUGCAUGGAAUCACACACACAGCAUGCUGCACCCGUGGCUGUGCCCACCCCAAAUUGCAUUAAAUGCACACAGUGUGCUGCAUCUGGGAUUUGGCUUCCUUGUGAAUUAAGCAUGCAUUGAACUCUUGGUGUUUGAGGCUAAGCUUGCAUUACAUGGUGCACUAAAUCUGUAUGCAACAGGCUGGCUGUGCAUUAAAUAGCACAUUGGAUGUGCACAUAACUGCUGCAACCUGGGGCUAAGGAUGCAUUCAGUUGUGCAUUAAAUAACAACAUUGAGUGCACAUAACAUGCUGCACGUGCAGGCAGGCAUUUCAUAAUUGCUUUGUUGAAUAAUUGGUUAAAUCUCCAUGUAGCAUAUUGUAUUUGGGACCGGGCAGGCACUAAAUAGUGCAUGAGAGUGCACUAAGUGUGCGUGCAGUAUGCUGUACUUGAUGUUGUGCAUGCAUUAAGCAGUGCAUUAAAUAAAAGCAUGGCAUGCUGAAACCAAGGCCCUAGAAAGGAGAGAACGCAAUGCCAAAAGGAAGUGCUGCAGGACACAGCCAUGUACCUGGCCGCAGCUUUGGCUGGGCAAAGCUAAAGCCAUGCUGAAGUUGCUUUGCAUCCUGUUCCAGCUCACUCUGCGUGCUGUGGAGGAUGCUCAGGGCUCAGUGUGAGCUCCUGCAGCCCUCUGCUUGGGGGACCUGGGCACAGGAGGACUUUUGGGAUGCUGUUACCCAGUUCUGGUUCAAGAACUGGGUAGCAGGAGCUCAGAUCUGCUUUUGCAGAGCCAGUGGUUGGUUGCGUGAGAUGCUGCCAAGCGCUGGGGUGUACUACUUCCCAUGGGAAAUCAACAGCUCCAUUCCAGAAGGGGAAGCACUGAGGACAUUUGGCAGGCUAAGCUGCUAUGACCUGGCCCGAUCCGAAGCCACUCUCAGCACUCAGCAUGGCUCAGCCCAGCACCACGUCCACAUCGACACCACACUGGUGGAACCAUUUGAAGCCCAGCUGGGAUCUCUCUACAUGGUCCUGGGAGAGGCUGAACGCAGGGAAGGUGAGAGUCCUGUGAUAAAAGCCCGAAUAUUGACCUGUGUGGAAGGGAUGAACAUGCCUCUGCUGGAACAAGCCAUCCAGGAGCAGAGAAAGUACUUCCAGGAGAGGCAGCAGCAGAUGGAAUCUGGCAUGUCCUGACAGCAGCUCUGACCCCAGCCUGUGCUGGUCCCCACCACGGCCGUCUGGCAGCUGCCAUCUGUAGAAAACAUUUGGAAAGUGUAUUUAGAAGGUGGGUUUGAAACAUUGCUGCUUUUUGUCAUGGCAAAGAGAGAAGUCACUAAAUGGGAAAGUACAUGAAGAUUGAACCAGUACGUAAAUGUGGAGCUGCCAGUUUGUGCCAGUUGUCACCAUGGAAAAUGACUGGGAAGCAAAUUUGUUGUUUAAGAGAGUGGUUAAGGAAAAAGGGUGCUUGAGUUAACAGCAGUUCUUUUGUAAUGCAGGGCUUGGAGAGGUCAGUAAAAGGCAAAGUCUCUGAACCUCUAGUUAAACAUCUGCACACAUCCGCAUGUGCUGCCAACAUGCUGCAAAUGAGAGGUAAAGGGCAGCAGUGCAAAGUCUGUUAGCCCUGCAUGGCUACGGGUUCACGAGUGCAUGCGUUGGGUUGUGGUGACUCGGCUGCCACACAGGAGCAUUCGUGGAAAAACACUCAGGUCUGGACUGAACAGCAAAGGAACAAAGAGAGCAAGGAGCCUCUACUUCACUGGGACUGCCUCUUAGAGGGGUCAGGAGCCUGCAUCCAAGAUGCAUGGUUGACUUUUGCUCUAAAUUAAAUAUUUGCACUGCCCUGACAACCGUCACUUGACUUUCUUCCUUGACACAUCUAAGUUUAGGAGACCUUAAAUCAUUAUUUUUGGAAGCAUCUGAAGGUUUUGACUGAUAUUUUCCUAAAUAAAGACAGAAAGAGAA
Messenger RNA from Centrocercus urophasianus (Greater sage-grouse), 2166 nucleotides. RefSeq names its product TEN1 subunit of CST complex (gene TEN1). The record is from RefSeq and is a predicted model, not a curated record. Bases 865 to 1398 code for a protein of 177 amino acids. Gene Ontology annotation, biological process: negative regulation of telomere maintenance via telomerase. Gene Ontology annotation, molecular function: single-stranded DNA binding; telomerase inhibitor activity; telomeric repeat DNA binding. Lineage: Eukaryota; Metazoa; Chordata; Aves; Galliformes; Phasianidae. Gene Ontology annotation, cellular component: CST complex. The transcript is spliced from 3 exons.